AUGGUCGCGACAACGGCCGAAGAAAAGUUCGAGCUCAUCACUCGGGAUCUCCAGGAGGUCCUGGGUCCAGACAUCAUCAAGAACAUCCUCGCGGAGGGACGGACACCGAAGUGCUACUGGGGAACUGCAUGCACUGGCAGACCACAUAUCGCCUACUUCGUCCCCCUCACGAAGAUCGCCGAUUUCCUGCAUGCUGGUGUUGAGGUGACGAAGCCAUUGCUCCGAUUCUCAUGCCCAUUCCUAGACGUCCAUGCCUUUUUGGAUAACUUAAAGGCCCCCAUCGAGCUCGUAGAGCAACGCUGCAAAUACUACAGAUUUGUCCUCAUGGCUGUCUUCGAAACGCUAGGCAUACCCACGAGCAAGCUUCGCAUCGUCGAGGGCUCGUCCUACCAAUUGACAAAAGAGUACAACAUGGACAACUACAGACUGUGCGCCAUCGUCACCGAGCACGACGCGAAGAAGGCCGGCGCCGAGGUCGUGAAGCAGGUCGAGAGCCCCCUGCUCUCCGGGCUGCUCUACCCCGGCCUCCAAGCUCUCGACGAGCAGUACCUCGGCUGCGACUUCCAGUUCGGCGGCGUCGACCAGCGCAAGAUCUUCACCUUCGCCGAGGCCUACCUCCCCAAGCUCGGCUACGCCAAACGCGCGCACCUCAUGAACGCGAUGGUCCCCGGGCUCGCGGGCGGGAAGAUGUCCGCCUCGGACCCGAACUCGAAGAUCGACUUCCUCGACCCGCCCGAGGUCGUGCGCAAGAAGAUCAAGGCCGCGUUCUGCGAGGAGGGCACGGUCGAGGGCAACGGCGUCCUCGCGUUCGUCGGCGCGGUGCUCAUGCCCAUCAGCCGGCUGCGCGCGGAGCAGAAGGCGGCGGGGGAGAGCGCGCCGGGCGCGCCGGCGUUCGUGAGCCCGAAUGCGCCGGAGGGGACGCUGUUCUCGGUGGAGAGGGAUGAGAAGUUUGGCGGGUCGCUGCAUUAUGCGAGCCACGCGGCGCUGUGCGCGGACUAUGCGAGCAAGGCGUUGCACCCGAAGGACCUGAAGGGCGCGGUCGCGAGUGCGCUGAUCGCGCUGAUGGCGCCGAUCCGGGCGGCGUACGAGGCGAGCGAGGAGUGGCAGGAGGUGACGAGGAAGGCGUACCCGGAUCCGAAUGCGAAGCCGGAGAAGAAGAAAAAGGUGGGAGGUGGUCGGGUCGUGCUCUGA
Schizophyllum commune H4-8 is the source of this 1191-nucleotide messenger RNA. RefSeq names its product tyrosine tRNA ligase. Gene Ontology annotation, molecular function: tyrosine-tRNA ligase activity; ATP binding. The record is from RefSeq and is a predicted model, not a curated record. Lineage: Eukaryota; Fungi; Basidiomycota; Agaricomycetes; Agaricales; Schizophyllaceae. Gene Ontology annotation, biological process: tyrosyl-tRNA aminoacylation. The transcript has 5 exons. Bases 1 to 1191 code for a protein of 396 amino acids.